AUGCUUAACUAACCAUUUAAACCUAGCAAUAAGGUUGUAUCACUACAUGCUAUUAUGAGUAAUAUUAAGAGACAGAAUAAACAAAAGACUAGAUCCAUCAGUUACCAUUCAAAUCACAUCAAAUCUGAGGGGCAAUCUAUUCAGUUAAGAGAUGAUGAUUCGAAAAAAUUCAAUGAUCAGAUUAAACAGAAGGAUGAACUCAUUAAUUAAUUGUAAUCAUAACAACAAUCAUUUCGCAAAUAACUCAACGAAAUAUUCGAAGUCAACCAUGAUAAUGAUGAAUCACUCAUUUUGCACAUAUAUUCAUCUAUCAUACAAUUCAAAAAAGAAAAAAGUCAAUAUCUGUAAUAAGAUGAAAUUAAUAGCAAAGUCAUCCUCCAUUACAAAUAGCUAUUCACUGAUAUCAUCGCAAAUUAAGAGGAAUAACUAUCAAAUUAAUAACAAUUAUUAAUGACCUUAACUAACUAAAUUAAAGAAAAUGAAUUAUUAUAGCAUUUGAAUACCUCCUAAUAAGAAAAACAAUACAUGUCCAAAAUCGAAUCUUUAUAGAGUUAAAUUGACAAAUUUAGAAAUGCAAGUCUCUUACUCUUGUAUCUAUAACCACUUUUAGAAGAGAAGAUUCCUAUCCUUAUAAUAAAUUACACUCAGUAUGCAAAUUGCUAUCUUCCAAUCCAGAGGAAAUUGAGGAAGAAAUUCUUCAAUUCAUUCGCAAUACCUUUCAAUUCUAUCAAGCUAUUGGAAACCAAUAAAUUUAUGCUUUUAUAAAAAGUUAAUUUGAUAAUGAAAGGGUUUAAUUGACAUUCAAUCUAAAUUAAAUUAAUAAUGAAGUUAUCAAAGUGUUGAUAAACAAAUUUGAUUUAGACAAUGAUAUCGAAUAAGAAAUGGAACAAUUAAUUCUAUUGAAAUAAAUUAAAUCUCAUAAUAAUUAAAUAUUAUAAUUCAUUGAUUAAUUGGGCGAAAAUGAAAUAUCAAGAAUCAUGUUGAUACAGAAUUUAGUUAAUUUGAAAAGAUAAAUAAUAAAGAAACUUUGAUUUUAUUUAUUAACUUAUAAUAUAUAUUUC
Messenger RNA from Paramecium tetraurelia, 1061 nucleotides. RefSeq lists its product as uncharacterized. Lineage: Eukaryota; Ciliophora; Oligohymenophorea; Peniculida; Parameciidae. The record is from RefSeq and is a predicted model, not a curated record. The transcript has 5 exons.